Microdochium trichocladiopsis is the source of this 2040-nucleotide messenger RNA. RefSeq lists its product as uncharacterized. The coding region runs from base 1 to 2040 and encodes 679 amino acids. Lineage: Eukaryota; Fungi; Ascomycota; Sordariomycetes; Xylariales; Microdochiaceae. The transcript is spliced from 3 exons. Gene Ontology annotation, molecular function: protein binding. The record is from RefSeq and is a predicted model, not a curated record.
AUGUCCGGAACCAUGCGAGGCACUCCAAACCGGGGUCAGAGCAGUCGCGGUGCCAUGCCUUUCAACACUCCCGUCAGUCCUGCUGGAGGCUCUGGCAUCCCCAGGCCCGUCCACGAGACCCAGGCAAGCCACCAGCCAGCGCCCAGCGAGGCUGCCUCGGGGGUCAGCGCCAGCCGGCAGAAGCAGUCGAAGCGUGAUGAGGCCAUCCGCAGGAAACUGGAGAGCGACCUCUCCAAGAAGAAGGGCCUCACCAACCGUGCCCGUCACUCCCGCAAGGCCCCUCCCGGAACUGUCCUCGCUCUCAAGCCUAGCCCGGCCCUCCAGAUCAAGCCCUCCACAACAGUCUCCGAGGCUGCGCAGCUCAUGGCUGCCAAGCGCGAAGAUUGCGUCCUGGUUACCGACGACGACGACCGCAUUGCUGGUAUAUUCACAGCAAAGGAUCUGGCUUUCCGCGUGGUCGGCGCGGGUCAGAAGGCCAGCAGUGUCACAAUUGCCGAGAUCAUGACCAAGAACCCGCUCUGCGCAAGGACCGACACCAGCGCGACGGAUGCGCUCGAUCUCAUGGUGCGCAAAGGCUUCCGCCACCUGCCCGUCAUGGACGAGAACCAGGACAUCUCUGGUAUCCUCGACAUCACCAAGUGCUUUUACGACGCCAUGGAGAAACUCGAGCGGGCGUAUGCCUCCUCCACCAAGCUGUACGCCGCUCUCGAGGGUGUCCAGUCCGAGCUCGGUACCAGCCAGCCGCAGCAGAUCAUCCAGUACGUGGAGGCUCUGCGCUCUAAGAUGUCCGGCCCGACUCUCGAGUCUGUCCUGAACGGCAUGCCUCCCACGACUGUCAGUGUUCGCACCUCCGUCAAGGAGGCGGCUAUGCUCAUGAAGGAGAACCACACCACAGCCGUGCUUGUCCAGGACCAGGGUCAGAUUACAGGCAUCUUCACCAGCAAGGACGUCGUCCUGCGCGUGAUUGCCCCUGGCCUUGACCCGGCCAACUGCAGUGUCGUCAGAGUCAUGACCCCUCACCCUGACUUUGCUCCCAUGGACAUGAGCAUCCAGGCUGCGCUCAGAAAGAUGCACGAUGGCCACUACCUCAACCUGCCCGUGAUGAACGACUCGGGCGAGAUUGUCGGCAUGGUCGACGUCUUGAAGCUCACCUACGCCACCCUUGAGCAGAUUAACACUAUGGGCUCUGGCGAUAGCGAAGGCCCUGCCUGGAACAAGUUCUGGCUGUCACUCGACAACGAGACCGAGUCCAUGGUCAGUGGAGACGGCAGCCACCACCACACGAUGGCGUCGCGGUCGAUGAUGUCACCCGACCACGGCCGCGACAGGAUUGGCGACUCCGUAGCACCAGGCGACAGUGCGUCCCACGUCGGGGAAGGCUCCCUUCUCGAGCCCAUCACUCCUGAUGUUCCCAUUGCCGACAUGCCGUUCGCUUUCAAAUUCAAGGCCCCGAGUGGCCGGGUGCACCGAUUCCAGGUGAUUGCCAGCCAGGGCAUUGAGCAGUUUGUCACGAGCGUUGCGGCGAAGCUUGGCAAGGAGGCCGACGUUCUGGGUGGAACCCCCACCGUCGAUGACGGCAAGCUGAGCGUCGGCGGCUUCGCCAUGAGCUACCUGGACGAUGAGGGAGACACCGUCUCUAUCACUACCGAUCAGGACCUGCUUGAGGCCAUUAUGCUAGCCAGGCACAGCCACCGCGAGAAGGUUGAUCUUUUCGUGCACGACCCGUCUCAACCUCCCGUUACCGUUGCGGCUCCCCAGCCUGACAUUCCCAUCCCGACACCGCCGGCCAGCACUGCCGCUUCCGGCGUGCGCCGCCGCCGUGGUGUUGUUGAGGACAGCGAUGAAGAUGACAGUGAGGAUGAUGAUGAGGAGGACAUGAGCGCGAUUAGACGGCGGAGAAGACACGGGCAUCACCGGUCGGAGCCGGAUCAGGUUAUUGCGGGCGUUCCCAACGAGCUGCUCCUGCCUGGUGCGGUCGUGACGCUGGCGGUGGUGAUCAUUGGUGUCUUUACCAUCUCGAGGUUGUCGAGCAGUCGCUAA